GCAGAACAAUGCCUCCGCGUUCAACAUGACAGCCCACUGUCGCCGAACAUGUUGGAUUUCAUGGACUAUGUCCAAGCGGCAUUUUACCGCACAUCGGGCUGGACCAUCGACAACAGCUAUGCCUCCCUGACCACGACCUCGACGAAUCUCCUUGACUUUCACAUACCCCAAGGUAUUCGCCUACACAUCUCGUCUUUGUCUGCGCCGAACUUUGCAACAAGCUAUACGCUCGGGAGUAGAGGCGUGGUAGAUGGUUCAUUGAGCUUCCUAUACUCAAGUCGCGGGCUACGGGUGACCAGUCGCUCGAGAGAUGUAUAUCUUACCACUCUGGUGAGAGGAUACAGACACCUGAAAGAGCUGCGUGCGCCAGAAUCGAAAGAAGUUUUUCAAAAGCGGAUUGCAGAGGGUUCAGAGAGGAAAGAUGCGUUGCUCUAUGGAAGGCUGUAUCUGCCCGCCAGUACAUUGGAGGCGCUCUACAUUCGUCGCAUGUCUCCAACACGACUACUGCGUUUGAACUGCGUGUCGGAUGGUAGUCUGCCCAAUGGUGGUACCGUGCUUGCAUCGCUGCAGAAUGACUACGGCAAGUAUACGACAGAGUAUUUGUACUCCACGGACUCCUCCUUGAUCGGUUUUCGUGGACUUUACAAUUUCGGCCACGACCCACGAUAUCCUGAUCCACAAUCCGCACAUGUUCGCACGCCCGCCCAUCCUUGGGACCACAGGAGCGGGCGACUGAGUGCAGGCGCGGAAGCGUAUUUCAGCCCGAUCAACAAGAGCGGAGGUGUAAGCACUGGUCUGCGUUUUGCAACCCUGCCAACUCACAGCGGCUUCCCGUACACGAUGGCCUGCACGGUGAACCCUUUGAUGGGGAAUUUAAGCUCCACAUAUGCAGUCAAGGCCGGGCCGAACUUGGCACUUUGCUCGCGAUUCGAUUUCAACGUAUACAGUUACGAGAGCGACGUGGUGGUGGGAGUGGAGUUGUGGCAGAGAAAGCAGCCACCCGCGGAGCUGGAAUGGGCGGUCAAGAAGAUGCGUUCUGGUUGGAUCAAGGCGGAGGACGACGUCACUGGGAUAUUGAAGGCGCGCAUGGACAACCAUGGGAAGGUCGGGCUACUAUGGGAAUGCAGGGUGAAAGAACUGCUAUGCAGCGUCGGUGCUGGCUUCGAUCUGAAGAAGAGAGAAGACAUGCUGGGUAAAGUUGGUCUUGAGAUCAGCUACUCAAGCUGAGGUGGGACGUCAUCACAGACGAGACUGGUCGACUGGUGACCACUAUCCCGCUAAGCGCGAGCCCCUGCAGCGCCCGACAUGAGAUCGCUCGGACGGUCUUUGCUCAACCCGUUAAGAGGGCUUAAUUGUGGCUCCUUCAGAAGAGCCGCAAGGCAGGCCGACGCGGUAUAUGAUGCAAGACUUUCGAUCGAUCAGGCUGCACAGAUGCAAUACUAGGCUACUAGCCAAAAGAAAGUCAUUCGACAGGCUAUCUUCUGCUCCAUUCGCGAGGUUGUCAUUCGAGC
This is a messenger RNA of Zymoseptoria tritici IPO323, 1511 nucleotides long. RefSeq lists its product as uncharacterized. Lineage: Eukaryota; Fungi; Ascomycota; Dothideomycetes; Mycosphaerellales; Mycosphaerellaceae. The record is from RefSeq and is a predicted model, not a curated record. Gene Ontology annotation, cellular component: SAM complex; ERMES complex. Gene Ontology annotation, biological process: phospholipid transport; protein insertion into mitochondrial outer membrane; mitochondrial outer membrane translocase complex assembly. Bases 49 to 1227 code for a protein of 392 amino acids. The transcript has a single exon.